Lentinula edodes (shiitake mushroom) is the source of this 604-nucleotide messenger RNA. RefSeq lists its product as uncharacterized. Lineage: Eukaryota; Fungi; Basidiomycota; Agaricomycetes; Agaricales; Omphalotaceae. The record is from RefSeq and is a predicted model, not a curated record. The coding region runs from base 134 to 379 and encodes 81 amino acids. The transcript is spliced from 3 exons.
CGCGUUAGUAUUAGUAAGUAAAUGACGAGUUGAAUGACGUCAAAUGGGACUUGGUUGAGAGGAUAAAAAAACCUAAACUUAAACUUGUCUUACACCGGCACCAUCCAACUUUACCACAGUCUCAAAUUCCACGAUGUCAAUUACAAGUGCCUCUGGAACUCAGUCUCCGCCUCUGGAAGCCACCGGCGAAGACAAGCCUAUGGGCGCAUCAUCUGUCGAAAGCGCUCAAAAGGGCGUGGAAGUUGAAGCCGUCCCUGACUAUGAACAACGAAAGCAAUAUUUCGAACCCACUGAGCAAGAUCAAUCCAAUUCCAAACCUCGAAAUGGGGAAGGCGUGAUGGGGCAGAGUCUUGCAGACACUUUGGAGAAGAGAACCUGAUGAGCUAUGUAAUAUGAUGUCGUCCGGACAGGGAGUAAGAAUCUUGAUGUCGACUGCAGGGCCAGAGGUACCACGACAGGGCACUGAGGGCAGGGAGGCGGACUAAAUAAGAUUGGACAGUGAUUCCGCGCCUGUUGUGCGACUCUGUACGAAGUGUGAUUUUCCACAUCCAAUUUUUUAAAUUCAUUGACCAUUUGUACCCGCGUGUUUGGAUCUGUACAAACA